This is a messenger RNA of Drosophila arizonae, 1666 nucleotides long. RefSeq names its product cytochrome P450 9b2-like. Lineage: Eukaryota; Metazoa; Arthropoda; Insecta; Diptera; Drosophilidae. The record is from RefSeq and is a predicted model, not a curated record. Gene Ontology annotation, molecular function: monooxygenase activity; heme binding; iron ion binding.
UGUCAGGGUUAAGAUCAAGGUCAAAAUAUGGAUCUCAUUUUGUUGCUGGCCCUGGUGGGCCUUUUCUACUUCACUUACAAAUGGUUAACGGCACGGCACAAUGAGUUUGUGGUGCGUGGACUGCCUUUCGAGAAACCCUUGCCCAUUUUCGGUAACAAUGUCGAUGUUGUGAUGAAUAAGGCCUCAUUCCAGAAGCUCGUUGCUGAGUUCUAUGCUCGCACGCGACAACACAAACUGGUGGGCUUCUUUAACUUUCGCACGCCCAUGAUACAAGUGAACGAUCCAGAGCUAAUUAAGAAGAUCACCGUCAAGGAUUUUGAGUACUUUCCAAAUCAUCAAACCUUCUUUUCCACCAACGAGCGAUUGAUUAACGAUAUGUUGAGCGUGAUGAGAGAUCAGCGCUGGAAGCACAUGCGCAACACCCUAACACCUGUCUUCACGUCAGCUAAAAUGCGCACCAUGUUCGGUCUGAUGAACGAGAGCUUUGCCGAGUGCAUGGAUCAUUUGGAUCAGAUGUCCAAGACAGCUGUUAAUCCCGGCGAGGGCUUCGAGCUGGAACUGAAGGAGGUGUGCAAUAGAUUGUCAAACGAUUUGAUUGCAAGCACAGCCUUUGGUCUGAAGGUCAGCUCCUACAAGACGCCAGAUAAUGAUUUCUAUGAAAUCGGCAGGUCGGUAGCCUUCUUCCGCGGCAAGGCUCUGUACAAAUUUAUGCUGUCCGCAACUAUGCCCACAUUGUUCAAGCUUCUCGGUUUCAAAAUCUUUGACUCGCAGAAAACAGAAUUCUUCAUUCGUAUCGUUGUCGACGCCAUGAAAUACCGCGAGGAGAAUAAUAUCGUGCGACCCGAUAUGAUUCAGCUGCUGAUGGAGGCCAAAAAGGAGUCCGCGGAACAGUGGAGCGACGAUGAGCUGGUGGCUCAGUGUUUCGUCUUCUUCUUUGCGGCAUUCGAGAAUAACGCCAGCUUAAUAUGCACCACCGCCUACGAGCUACUCAAUAAUCCAGAUGUGCAGGAACGCCUCUACGAGGAGGUCAAGGAAACACACGAAGCGCUGAAGGGUGAGACACUUACCUAUGAGACGGUCACUAAGAUGAAGUAUUUGGACAUGGUUGUAUCUGAAUCUCUGAGGAAAUGGGCCCUGGCCGCUGGGACGGAUCGCGAAUGUGCUAAGGACUAUACCCUCUACGAUGACGAUGGCACGAAGCUAUUCGAGUUCAAGGCGGGCGAUCGCAUCAAUAUACCCAUUUCGGGUCUGCAUUUGGACGACAAAUUCUUCCCCGAACCGCACAAGUUCAUACCGGAACGCUUCAGCGACGAGAACAAGGAUCAGUUAGUGCCCUACACGUAUCUGCCCUUCGGCGUGGGUCCACGCAACUGCAUAGGUAAUCGUUAUGCUCUGAUGCAGGCCAAGGCCAUGUUGUACAAUCUCGUGCUCAAGUACAGGAUCGAACGCUCUCCCAAGACUGUCAAAGAUCUGCUGAGCGAUUCGCGUGGUUUCCAGCUGACACCCCAAAGCGGCUACUGGGUGCAUUUGGUGCCCCGCAAAUAAAUCGAUUGAAACACAAAUUGUUAUUCGUUGAGUUUACGUUAAAAUACACAUAUGCAUAUUGUAUAUUUAUUUAUAUUCUUAUUUUUGAUUAUGUUUCCAUACACACUGACUUUAAUACUAA